AGCAGCCUAGAGCGGUAGAGCCUACCAGUCUCUACAAUCCACGGACUGGACAGUUUCUACUUCCUAAGUUCCUAGACAGUUCGAUAAAAAUCAGAGAGUGAUUUAUGUAGGCAAACAUAGAUUAUUGAUAGUUUUGUCUUUUGUGGGUUGUUAACAAAAAAAAAUGUCAACACCUGAUAUUAUAAAGCAAGAAGUAACAUGUAGAAGUGAAAUGGAAGAGGUUGAUGUUAAGCCCGUCUUGGUUAUGUCGAAGAAACUUUCCAAGCUCCAUUGUCAAGAAGGUAUUCCUGAUUCAUUGAACACUGAAUCAGAACAAUGGAUUCUUCAAAUUGAUUGGAGACGAAAAUGUCUUAGUUCACUGCCGGAAUAUCUUCAAAAAUAUCAGUUUUGUACUUCAUUGAACCUAUCAGAAAACAAUUUGGAGGGUGGCAUUGAUUGGUUGAUUCAUUUGAAAAGACUUAAGUUACUGGAUUUAUCAAGAAAUAAGUUUUCCAAAAUAACAGAUGUAUGUGGAAGUGUUUCUACAUUAGAAUAUUUGGAUCUCAGCCAUAAUCAAUUGAGAGAACUACCUGAAUGGAUUUUAUUGUUGGAAAAAGUUCGUAACCUGAAUCUCAGUUGCAAUCCACUAGAAAAAUCAUUUCAUGCCCAUUUAAAGACAGCAAAAUGGAAAAGCAUAGAAAUUUGCAACUUAGAAAAUGUAAAUUUAGUUUCUAUUCCAGACUGCAUUCAGUCAGCGUAUAGUCUCAAGGAACUGUAUCUUGGUAAUGUGAAUGCAAACACUUGUUUACACAAGUCAUCAUUCUAUGGAAGUAACAAUACUCUUUGGAAAAUCCCCGAGUUGCUGCCAUCUUCACUUUCCAUACUUGAUCUCAGUAAUGUACAGUUGUCCAACUUUGAGUAUGAAUGGAACAAUCUACCAAACCUAAAGGAAAUGAGGGCCAGAGGAAAUGAUCUAUUCUGGCCUUCUGAAAAUUUCACUGUGUUGGAAAUGCUUGAAACUUGUGAUCUCAGUUCAUGUAAAAUGGUUCUAUUGCCCAAAGAUUUUGGAUGUCUCAAAAACCUUUGCUUUAUAAAUUUGUCAUUCAACAAGUUAACUAUGCUUCCAAAAUCUUUUGAACAGUUUCAUAGCUUGAAUCAUUUAGAUCUCUAUCAUGCUGGAAUUGAAACCAUUGAAUGCAACUUAGCCAGUCUACCUAGGUUAGUGAAGUGUGAUUUAUGGAUGAACUUAGUUGAACCUAGUGAAUUUCUUCCGAAUCAUUCUAACUUAUGCAGCAAUCUCCGCGGAUCUCUUUUUCUCGGCGAAAAAGAGAUUCGGAUCGACGAACGAAUUAGCCCGUCUAUCGCUUCUGAAGACGACAGGGAUCAUAGUGAAGAAUCUGAUGAGGGAAUCAACGAUUCGCGUGAAAUAACUGCGUCAACCACAGGAACUGGAAUUGAAGAAUCAUGGGACGAUGAAGUAUUUUCUGAUUAUGAAGCUGAUGAAUUCCAACUGGCGGGUCCACCUGUUUUGAAAUCUGAUGUUUUAAAUAGCAAUGGGGUUGAAAAUCAUUUUAACCUGCCUUCUCAGUUACACGCGUCGUCAUGUAGUCUAAAGCCUAGUCGUUUCGGAACUAUCCAAGGUCAAUUUGACGAUGUCGAUUAAAAUAAAGAGUGACUCGAUAUAAA
Molecule: messenger RNA, 1665 nt
Organism: Daphnia pulex (common water flea)
Lineage: Eukaryota; Metazoa; Arthropoda; Branchiopoda; Diplostraca; Daphniidae
Product: 18S rRNA aminocarboxypropyltransferase-like
Exons: 4
Coding region: 164-1642 (492 amino acids)
Biological process (GO): maturation of SSU-rRNA
Molecular function (GO): protein binding; rRNA small subunit aminocarboxypropyltransferase activity
Source: RefSeq, a predicted model, not a curated record